Molecule: messenger RNA, 2614 nt
Organism: Toxoplasma gondii ME49
Lineage: Eukaryota; Apicomplexa; Conoidasida; Eucoccidiorida; Sarcocystidae
Product: dense granule protein DG32
Exons: 2
Coding region: 1190-1849 (219 amino acids)
Source: RefSeq, a predicted model, not a curated record
CACGGCUUCUCCAAGCAGCAAAGUCUCAGUCUGCACCGCCUUCGUGUUCUGUUGCUGAAGUACAUCUUUUUUAAGGUCUCGGCCUUGUGGCGCUUGCCUCGCCGUAUACGACUAACGCCACAUUAUGGGCGACUUGCAUAGGACUCCCAGCGAGUUCCCAAUUUCUGAGUAACACAUAAACGGGAGAGGAAUCCUCGAAACUUGCUAAAUCAGGUUGUAGCUUUACAUCUAGGGUAUAACUCUGAGCGUGAACCGCGGAAGCAGACGCAGCCUACAGCUGCCUACGCGUGGCUAAGCUGGUGUUCAACGAUAGUGGUGCCUGCCCUUCCCACUGUUGUGCCGGGAAAGGGUGGUAUUUUUCAGCAGAACAAACUGUGGCGCCCAAUACCAAUUCUAGUCUUCAGACGAGAGGCUCAACUGUAGCCCUCUUCGGCUGUAGGACGAGGACGAUUUGGUCGGAACCGUCCCGGCGCAUUUACUACGUGUCUCCCACCCCAUUCGGGCGACAGGUGGUUAACCGGGUGUAAACCUUCUGUGGGCUGUGAGCGGGGGGGGGGGGUCUGCGCCUGUUGCAAGGUGAGCUUUUUCCCCACUGUCUCUCGUGGUUCUGGUGUUUGCUGCACGCGCGGCGGCAUGGCUACGGACGGGUUGAGAAGCAGAAGCAGAAACGGCGGCAGCGGUUCCUGCGACUCUCGUAGCACCAGCGUCGUAGUCCCCUCAUCCUGUGGCGGGCAACCCCAUCGAGGCUGGGCACAUGAUGGCAAAUCAUUUGUUUGGUGCUUUCUCAUUUUCCGACGAAUUUGCGUUCCUUUUUUCUAUCGUGCACGUUUUCCAGAAUCCGUUUGUUUGAGUCGGUGCCUGGCGUGCGCUGUAUCUCGGAGGCAGGUGUGGGCUAUGCUGCAUAGGCCGGAACAAGACGUCGGAAGCGACAAAAUUGUUUCUCUUAUCCGGUGCCUCCCGUUUCUCGUGUGGGACAGCUCGUUUCGUGAGUUUCCUUGUCCACAGAGACAGCUGUUCUUUUAUUACUUCGGCAUCUGCGCACCGUCCGACGCGCGCAGACUGAUCCCCUCGGUGUCGAGUAUUUCAGUCUCCUCUGGUCUUCGGAGAAGUGCUCUCAGCGGUCUCUCGAGAAGCUCUUGGGAUCAAGUUUCCUCAUCGCCUUCACUUCUCUAGAUACACCAAAUCCACCAUGGCAGCGCGUGCGGGAAGCAGCGGCGUCAGCCGCCGAUUUCUCUUCGUGCUCUUCACGGUUCUUGCUGGUUCCUCGUUCGUGUCCGCCGACGACGCCUUCAUAGACAAUGUGAAGAAGGGUGUCGGUGAACAUAUCGGCGGAACCCCUGUUGACCUUGUCCUGAAUGACCUUUACCCCCUCAUUGUCAAGCAAGGCCUCGGUGGCGUGUUAGGAAAGAUCAUGUACAAGGUCAAGGGUAUAAUGUACUACCGCCUGGCCGACGGUGUCGCCGAUGUUGUCAUGUCGGAGCUGGAGUUCUACCUGUUCGGUGAGAAGGGUGCGAAUCAAUCAUCCUUCAAAGAGCUGCGAAAACUUUACGAAGCCUACAUGCGCAAGUUCUUCGCUGAGUCUCCGGAAGAUCCCGUUGAUGCCCUUACCACAGGUGUCUGGAAGGGGCUGCUGCAGCUUUUCACCGAAAAGCUUCAAGAUGCUUUCCGCGGCAGCCCCAAGGGCCAAAAGAUGGCGGAUUUGCUUUUCGACUCCAACCUCACACUGGUCAAGAGCUGGACCGAUGCCGCUCACCUUCAGAUCAUGCAGCUCUCCUCCAGUUCGGCUCGCGCGAAUGCCCUUCGGCUCCUUCGCGCCAAGCAAAAGAAACCCCUUGCGCGAAAGAACUAGACGAAGGGUCCGACUCGCGCUGUACAUGGGUUCCGUCCAUUCGAUGAGCUAAGUGUGUUUCGCACAUUCGUGUCGUAUGGUGCGGGCCAGCGUUGCACAGAAUUUCCGUUUGAUGUCAGAUGGGAAUAAAGCGCAGUCACUUCCUGGCAGGACUCCGUGUCGACUCCAGGAGGUGACUCGGACAGAGCGGUGUCCUGGACCCCGGGUGCCUCCGUGAGGUUUCAGAGUGGACCAUUCGUGAUAGCCUCCGAGCAGAGGCAUGUCCCGUCUUACCGCCGUCUUUUUUUCCAUUCGUGCAAGAGACUCGCUUGUAUAAUACCACGGCGUUCGCGGAGAACGUCGAAACGAUUGUAAAUUUCCGCCGUCCAUGUCCGUACCCUUUUGUCAGAGACGUGUGUUGUCCCUCGCCGUUCCCGAAAACCGCUGUCACAGUUCACUCUCGGCGUGUUUGAAGAAGGGUGCCGUCGUUGGUUGAAAGGGGUGUGCGCUGUCGUUACUACUAGUCCGUGAGGAGCGACAGUGCACUUUCCUCGAAUGUAUAGAUUUGGCGCAGUUGUUCAGUGCAGUGUUCGUGUUUCCUGCGAAACGGGCCUUAAAAUGUGUGGCCUCGGGCAUUUGUAUUCUAAUUGAAGAAGCGGGGCCUGCGACUACGCAUCGUGUUCGCGGUAACUUUGAACAGCUGUAGACGAACACUCAAUCUCUUGAGGUGGUGAUGUAAGUCGAGUUCGGGUCAGUCCCCGACGAACAAAAAGUCCCAAUCCAGCG